AUGGAGCGCUUGGAAGCGCCGGUAGAAGCAAUGCCGGGCUUCGAGACCUACAAGAACCACCCGGCCUUCCUGCAAGCCGCUGAUGUCUUCCCUUUGCCCUUUGUGCCCGGCGAGACGACCGACAAUGCGAGCGGGGAGUCUGGUCGGAGUGCAGUGUCCGGGCUCGAGGCGGAGGCGGCGGCCAGGGCUGAGGCUGGUAGCUGCAUUUUGCUGUCGGACACGUUGGCGCUGGCUUUCCAAGGACGGCAGGUCAUCACUUGCUGCCUCAACACUGGAGCUACUGCCAGCUGCCACUUGAGUGAUGUCAUCCUCUCCAUGGCCCGAGCUGCGCCCUUGGGCUCGACGGAAGGCGACCAGAUGGAGGUGUCGCUCGAGCGCGAGCUGGUGCUCCUGAGCACGGAGAGCGGGAUGUCCCUCCUGGAGGUGUCGCUGGAUGGCCAGCUGCAGGUGCUGCGGCACUGCGCCUGCGAGGUGCCGCGGCUCUACCUCUCCGCGGCGGCUCGUGAGGAGACCAGUGCCGGCGCCGGGGCAGUGCGGGUGCUCGCCUACUCUGUCAAGGAGAAGGAGGUGGAGAUGCUGGCGCUGCAGGUGAUGGAAGACGUACAGAUCCUUUGGCGUAGCUCCGGGGCCCAUCCGCCUCAGGGUGCGGUGUGGGCCCCGAGCUGUUGUAUCAUGCUGGCAUGCGGCUUCCCGGACGAUGGCCUGGAGGAGCCCACGCUGUCGGUGCUCCGGGUACCAUCGCUGGAACUGGAGUCGCGGAAGCUGCCCCGCGGGGACCUCUUGGCCUGUGCCCCUCACGGCGGCGUGCUGCACGUGGCGCUAUCCUCUGGCACUGCCGGUGGCGCGCUGCUCUUCCAUCUCCACAGGAGGUCCCCCUGGCUCGGAGAGCCCAGCCUGCUGCCGGCGGCAGGGGCUUGCAGAGAUGUUCGCGGCAACGUUCUCAUGGCCGUGGCUCCCGAUCGCAGCUGCUUUGCGCUUGUUGAGCGGGACAUGCUGGGCGUGUCCCUCUUUGGCUCUCCCCAGGGGCGGCAGAGGGCGCCAAUGGCUACUGUCAGCACCAAAGACUUGGCGAAGUCAGAGCCAGUCCAAGCACUUCUCUCCGCAGGCCCCGCAGGCCAGGUGCUGCUGCGCACCAGGACCUGCCUGGUGCGGUGCCGCCUGAACUCGGACGCCCAGGUGGAGGGGGUGAAGAGGGAGCUGAUCUCCAGGGAGGACAUGCCGUUGGGCAUGGAUCCCAAGGCUCUGUUGAAGAUGUUGGACACCAUGGGCGAGGACUAG
Effrenium voratum is the source of this 1278-nucleotide messenger RNA. Lineage: Eukaryota; Dinophyceae; Suessiales; Symbiodiniaceae. The record is from the annotation of a GenBank genome assembly.